Molecule: messenger RNA, 4103 nt
Organism: Cladophialophora immunda
Lineage: Eukaryota; Fungi; Ascomycota; Eurotiomycetes; Chaetothyriales; Herpotrichiellaceae
Exons: 3
Coding region: 435-3713 (1092 amino acids)
Molecular function (GO): protein binding
Source: RefSeq, a predicted model, not a curated record
GCCAAAACAGCCCAAACUAACCCGCAAGGGAGGUCAACGCGGGCUAAGUAGAGCGGCGUCCACCUGCAACAAACAACCCGACCUUGGCUCACUCGACACUUAUCUGGACCUCUCUGGUCCCUUGAGUUGUCCGCGGUCGCUGUGGCCACUCCUCUUACUUGCGCUGAAUUCGUUCGCUCAGCCUGUUCGUCGACUCUUGUCGCUCGGCUUCGGCUGGAGCUCAUUGUUCGGCAUUUCCCCAUGUUCCUCGCGCAACCCAUUGAACGGACGACACUGCGAACCAGCCUCUAAUUCCAGCUUGAGUGUCGAUCACAUCCUCUCGCACGGUUCUUCUUCGUCAAAAAGCAAGUAGUGGCUGUCGAUGCAGUCAAGGGAGCACCAGAUUGCCGGCAGCGGGAUUUAUCCACGGUCCUGUCACAGGCUCUUUCUCCACGAUGAUGGCCGGCAACCAAUAUGGCCAGCAAUGGCAACAAAACCCAACACCCUCGUCCCAAUAUGACGGUGGAAAUAAUCAGAGGCAAUGGCAAGAGAAUGGGAGAGGCCAGGGUCCUUACAAUCAGGAUAACCAGCGCUACAAUGACUAUCCAAAGAGUCGCAAUGGCUAUGGCCCAGGUCAGGCGCCGGCGCUGGCGCCGACUGGGUACGCCCGAAACGCGCAGUGGGAAGGUCAAAAUCAAUACCACCAACAAAGUGGUCAUGAGGCGCAAUACUAUGAAAAUGGCGAGGGAUAUUCACGGCCGUCCCAGCCAAGCCAAUACGAUCAAGGUCCCCCUCCCAGUCGGCAGUAUCAAUAUGAUGAACGCUACCGCACCCAAGGGCCAGGUAGACCUCCACAGCCUGAUCACGGCUAUGCCAACGCACAGAGGCCACCAAGGAACCAGUGGUCGGAGCCUUCCACACCUCAGAAGAGAUCCAGAGCCCGCGACCGCAUCUUGACUGAACCCACGUCCCCCAAAAAUUUGGCUUGGGAUAACCCCUUUGGUGCUUUUCCUCCCAAGAAGAAGCCAGGAGACAAGAUGAGGCACGAGAGACACGCCAGUCUGGACCACGCAAUGGCGAGUCUCGACAUGAACGAACACCAUCCUGGCGGUGGCUUUGAAGCAAGACCUCAUACUUCCAACAGUCAAAGAAAAGAACCCCCCCGUCCUAGUACUUCGCAUGACCGCCACGACCGUCACCCCGAUAUUGGACAGCCGCCGCUUCCGACGCAAGGCUAUCCUAUGCCACCCAGUCGAAACUCGCCGGAGAUGACUUACCAACAGCCACCUAUGCCCCGACCUCAGGGUGGAAUGGGCAGUCCGAGAAUGCGACCGGCAGGACCUCCGCGAGGACCCCCGCCGCCGAUGAAUAGAAAUGGACCUCGUCCCGGCCCUCAGGGUGGAAUGGAGGACUUCAAUCCUCGGGCGAACUACAAUGCCCCGGGUAAUUAUCCACUGCCAGAUCGUCGGGGAAACAAUAAUGUCUAUGACGAGGGGUACGCUUCAGACUUCAUUCCACAGUCAAGAGCACACAUCUCACCAAUAGAUCGUGCUCCGCAAGGGUAUCAGUCCAGACCUCCAGCCCAGGAGGAUUACCAUGCCAACUCAAACCGAGGAUUUCCUCCUAAUGGUUCCGCGGAGACCACCCAAUUGAGAAGUAGUCAAAUACCGAAUUUUGAUGCCAUUCCGACCGGUGUGAAUGAGAAGACCGAGGACCACAUGAUUGCGAAUCAACCGUCUGGGUUUGGUCAGAACAUCUAUCAGAAACCAACUUAUCAAGUACCCGGCUCGUUUCCCAGUCAGAUUGAUACAAAACAGUCUAUUUCUCCUCCAAACCAGACCACUUCUCCUUUGGCCGAAUUUUCGUUCGAUUUGCCUGGCUCCUCGCAACCGGCAAUGGCUGGCAGAAAUGACAGUUCUGCACAAGGUGCAUCCUACCGCGGAGUCUACACCGGACAGGAGACAUUUGGCGCGGGAGGGCCUCCAAGGGGUGUAUAUGGGGACAUCAAGGCUCAGGAUCCGCCUGGUGCGCAGUAUCCCCCGCCUCGUACUGCCAGUCGGAACGGCAUAAAGCCGUCAAUGGAAAGUGACGCCUCAAGACCUCCGCUGCCAAACAAUGGCCAACCCUAUCGAUCAUUUAGUCAGGAUCAGUAUCCCAUCCGACCACAUACAAGCAAUGCGCAACGGCCACCGCAACAAAGUUACGAAAUGAUGAACCCAUAUGAUCAGGACUACGGGCCAGUGAACCGGGCUCCCUCAGCACCUGCUGCACCUCCAGGUCCCGUUCCAUCUGAUCAAAGCUAUGUUUAUCCAGGACAGGGCCAACAAUAUCAACAGCCAUAUGGACAGGGCCCACCGUUGCGCAAGGCAUCCCAGGACAAUUACAACGGCGGCCCUGUUAGGCCGAAUGCUUCCAACUCCGCACAUCCAGUACCCGUGAGACAUUAUCCAGCUCCCAAUGCAGAGACCAACCCUGAUGCAUUGCCAGCACACCCUACUCCAGUGAGAGCAGGACUAAAAGACAGCAACGGGUAUCCGGCGAAUCAAACGCCACCGGCUCAGCCAAACCAGCGGCGUGAAGUUUCAGGGUCUUCGCCGCCCGUCACUGCUCAAGAGCUGAAUAGCCUCCGCGAGAUGUACAGUAGGAAUCCAGGUGACCAUGCUCUCGGUCUGAAGCUCGCGAAAAAGAUGGUCGAAGCAGCUAGGGUGCUCUCCGAUGAGAACGGGAUGGCGGACCAGAAGACCACUCAAAAGAACCGUGAAAAGUACAUAUUCGAUGCACACAAACUGAUUAAGAAAUUGGUGGCAGCCAGCUACCCAGACGCAAUGUUCUAUCUGGCCGACUGUUAUGGACAAGGAAUGUUGGGGCUUGCCGUGGACCCUAAAGAGGCCUUUUCUCUCUACCAGUCGGCGGCGAAGCUCAAUCAUCCUCAGAGUGCAUAUAGAGUCGCAGUGUGCUGUGAAUUGGGCACCGAGGAAGGUGGCGGAACUCGACGUGACCCCUUGAAGGCGAUGCAAUGGUACAAACGAGCAGCAACGUUGGGAGACACCCCCGCUAUGUACAAGAUGGGAAUGAUUUUGUUGAAGGGACUGCUUGGGCAACAGAAGAAUCCCCGUGAAGCAGUGUCGUGGUUGAAAAGGGCUGCCGAGCGGGCGGACAAGGACAAUCCUCAUGCGUUGCAUGAACUGGGUCUCAUUUACGAAUCAGCCUCGUCCACGGACCAUAUCGUGCGCGACGAAAAAUACGCUUUUCAGCUGUUCCAGCAAGCUGCCGAGCUGGGAUACAAAUACUCACAGUUCCGUCUUGGGUCCGCCUACGAGUAUGGGCUGCUCGGUUGUCCUAUUGAUGCUCGCCAAAGCAUCGCAUGGUAUACUCGAGCUGCCGCCCAAGGAGAGCACCAGUCAGAACUGGCACUGAGUGGUUGGUACCUGACUGGUUCGGAACCCCUGCUCACGCAGAGCGACACCGAGGCAUUCUUGUGGGCACGAAAAGCUGCCAGUUCGGGGCUUGCCAAGGCAGAGUACGCGAUGGGAUACUUCAACGAAGUAGGUAUCGGCACGCCGGGCGACAUUGAAGAGGCCAAACGUUGGUAUUACAGGGCGGCCGCGCAAAAUUUCCCAAAGGCACGAGAAAGGCUCGAGGAGCUGAAGAGGGGAGGUCCGAAGCAGCAAAAGACCCGGGUGUCGCGAUCGAACGUCAACAGGCAGACUGACGGGGAUUGUGUGGUCAUGUAAUAGGAAGAGAGGAAACACGCCGGAGCAAGCCAUUCUCGCUGCUUUCCCUUUUCUCACCCUCCAUCUUUCUCGAACUUGGUCGCUUGUUUCUGGCCCCCUUUCCACUUCCCUUUCGCGUCUACCGCCCCUUCGACAUGAGAUUCGAGAUUGGGAAAGUUUUCCUGUAAAUAUUAUCCCGAAGAGAGGAGGAACGGACCAAAAAAAGGGAGAAAAGUCCCCAGGUAAUGCUGCGAGGAACAUCGUGUUGAAUGUGUGGAACGCCGAGGAACGAACGAACGACGAACCGGGUGGGUGGUUUUGUUGUCGGCCCCUGCCCUCACGUAUGCGUGUAUGUAUGUACUUGUAUGUACGGACGGAAGGAAGGAAGUUAAUCCGACUCCUGUGAUGUGA